Molecule: messenger RNA, 2087 nt
Organism: Orycteropus afer afer
Lineage: Eukaryota; Metazoa; Chordata; Mammalia; Tubulidentata; Orycteropodidae
Gene: TKT
Product: transketolase
Biological process (GO): pentose-phosphate shunt, non-oxidative branch; ribose phosphate biosynthetic process
Cellular component (GO): extracellular exosome; endoplasmic reticulum membrane
Molecular function (GO): thiamine pyrophosphate binding; transketolase activity
Source: RefSeq, a predicted model, not a curated record
CACGCCGGCCUCGGCCUCUGCUUCUGCCAGUCGCUGCUAAAACCGCUGCGUCGUCUAGUCCUCGGCUUCCCCAUCCUCCUUGCCCGGCCGCACCAUGGAGAGUUACCACAAGCCUGACCAGCAGAAACUGCAGGCCCUGAAGGACACGGCCAACCGACUGCGUAUCAGCUCCAUCCAGGCCACCACGGCGGCGGGCUCAGGCCACCCCACGUCAUGCUGUAGUGCCGCAGAGAUCAUGGCUGUCCUCUUUUUCCACACCAUGCGCUACAAGUCCCAGGACCCUCGGAACCCUCACAACGACCGCUUCGUGCUCUCCAAGGGUCAUGCAGCUCCCAUCCUGUAUGCAGUCUGGGCUGAAGCUGGCUUCCUGCCUGAGGCAGAGCUGCUGAACCUGAGGAAGAUUACCUCUGACCUGGAUGGACACCCUGUCCCGAAACAAGCUUUUACCGAUGUGGCCACUGGCUCUCUGGGCCAGGGCCUCGGGGCUGCUUGCGGAAUGGCCUACACUGGCAAAUACUUCGACAAAGCCAGCUACCGCGUCUACUGCAUGCUGGGGGAUGGAGAGCUGUCAGAGGGCUCCGUGUGGGAGGCCAUGGCCUUCGCUGGCAUCUACAAGCUGGACAACCUUGUUGCCAUUCUUGACAUCAACCGCCUGGGCCAGAGUGACCCAGCCCCACUGCAGCACCAAGUGGACAUCUACCAGAAGCGCUGCGAGGCCUUUGGCUGGCAUGCUGUCAUCGUCGACGGACACAGUGUGGAGGAGCUGUGCAAGGCCUUUGGCCAGGCUAAGCACCAGCCAACAGUCAUCAUCGCCAAGACCUUCAAGGGCCGAGGAAUUGCAGGGGUAGAAGAUAAGGAGUCUUGGCAUGGGAAGCCCCUACCCAAAAACAUGGCUGAUCAGACCAUCCAGGAAAUCUACAGCCUGAUCCAGAGCAAGAAGAAGAUCCUGGCAACCCCCCCACAGGAGGAUGCCCCCUCAGUAGACAUCACCAACAUCCGCAUGCCCACCCCACCCAGCUACAAAGUUGGGGACAAGAUAGCCACCCGCAAAGCCUAUGGGCAAGCCUUGGCCAAGCUGGGCCAUGCCAGUGACCGUGUCAUUGCCCUGGAUGGGGACACCAAGAAUUCCACCUUCUCGGAGCUCUUCAAGAAGGAGCACCCAGACCGUUUCAUUGAGUGCUACAUCGCUGAGCAGAACAUGGUGAGCAUUGCCGUGGGCUGUGCCACACGUGACCGGACAGUGCCCUUCUGCAGCACUUUUGCAGCCUUCUUCACAAGGGCCUUCGACCAGAUUCGUAUGGCAGCCAUCUCUGAGAGCAACAUCAACCUCUGUGGUUCCCACUGUGGGGUGUCCAUUGGGGAAGAUGGGCCAUCUCAGAUGGCCCUGGAAGAUCUAGCCAUGUUCCGGUCAGUCCCCAUGUCAACUGUUUUUUACCCGAGUGAUGGAGUUUCUACAGAGAAGGCAGUGGAAUUAGCAGCCAAUACGAAGGGCAUUUGCUUCAUCCGGACCAGCCGCCCAGAAAAUGCUAUAAUCUAUAACAACAAUGAAGAUUUCCAGAUCGGACAAGCCAAGGUGGUCCUGAAGAACAAGGAUGACCAGGUGACUGUGAUCGGAGCCGGGGUGACCCUGCAUGAGGCCUUGGCCGCUGCUGAACUGCUGAAGAAAGAAAAAAUCAACAUCCGUGUGGUGGACCCCUUCACUAUUAAACCCCUGGAUAGAAAACUCAUUCUCAACAAUGCCCGUGCCACCAAGGGCAGGAUCAUCACCAUAGAAGACCAUUAUUAUGAAGGUGGCCUAGGUGAGGCAGUAUGUGCUGCUGUUGUGGGCGAGCCUGGCGUCACUGUCACCCGCCUGGCCGUCAGCCAGGUACCAAGAAGUGGGAAACCGAAUGAGCUGCUGAAGAUGUUUGGCAUUGACAAGGACGCCAUUGUGCAAGCUGUGAGGGGGCUCAUCAAGGCCUAGGGGCCUUAGGGGGUGUGAGGUGGGGGUUCUACACAUUCCUAACAGUUGCUGACAGAGGUGCUCAAAGAUGUACUGAAAGAAAUGGUAAAUAUAUGUUUUGAGAAAAAUGAAUUGGUCCCUGAAA